Microstroma glucosiphilum is the source of this 4441-nucleotide messenger RNA. RefSeq lists its product as hypothetical. Bases 295 to 4266 code for a protein of 1323 amino acids. The transcript is spliced from 3 exons. Gene Ontology annotation, molecular function: DNA-binding transcription factor activity, RNA polymerase II-specific; zinc ion binding. Lineage: Eukaryota; Fungi; Basidiomycota; Exobasidiomycetes; Microstromatales; Microstromataceae. Gene Ontology annotation, biological process: regulation of DNA-templated transcription. The record is from RefSeq and is a predicted model, not a curated record.
CUCGCGGGUAGCCUCGACUGAGCGGCAUCGUCAUCGUCCCCCUCCUUUCCUCCCCUCGUAUCGAUUCCUUCAUCUGUGACGCGCAUCCUUGACGUAGUCAUCAUCAUCUACUCGUGCUCCUCUGUACACUCUACUCUUCCAGCAACACACCUUUGCCGCGCCAGCCGGCGUCGCGUAUUGCACUCCUGUCUCAAGUCCCCGUCCUCCCCACAAUUCCGCGUUUUUUGCUCCAUCUCCAAUUCUCUCAGCGUCCACUCAGGCUAGUCGCAGCAUCGGAUGCUACCGCUGCAUAGCAUGACUGGCCGUCCAGGCUAUCCGCCGCCUCACCUCGGCCCCCAGCAGCAGCAACAACAGCAGCAGCAACAGCAUCACUAUCAACAUCACGAGCAACACUAUCCCCCGCAGAAUCAGUAUCAGCAUCCACAUUUCCAAGCGCAGCAGGGUCACCCUUCCUACCACCACCCAUCGAAUGCGAUUGCUAUACAUGCUGGAUCUAGUCCCUCUGGAUCCCAUACUGGCACAUCGCCCAAUUCCGUAGGCGGUGGGCCGAAAGCGGGAAAGACGGGAACAAAGUCAAAGAGACCCAGGCCGUAUGCUUCAAAGACAUGUUCGGAAUGUCGGCGUCGUAAGAUCGCCUGCGUAGCCAGCGACCCAGAUCCCGAUGUCUGCAAGCGCUGCUACAAGAUGAAGCUGCACUGCACCCUUUCCGAGGAGAAUGCUCGUGGUGAUGGUCGGCGGAGGAAGAGGGGAAAGAAGAGGAGCGCAGAAGAUGGGGGUGAUGAUGACGACGAUGAGGACGAAGAUGGUCAAGGCGAGACUCCUCGAAGCGGGACCUCCAAGAGGAAUAAUGAUCAAAGCGGAGACGAGAGCGACGAGGAAGAGGAUGGCAACCAGGAUACCGCACAGUCCUACGGGCCACCCGCUCCAGCAGUCAAAGGCCCUACAGUUGGAAGACGGCCAUCAGCAACCAACAUAGCUAAAGGGUCUCGUGGCCUGUCCACAGCGCUGCCACCUCCAGCCCCUCUCCCAGCGCACCUCGCAUCUGGAAAUGCAGACGAGAAUGCGCCCGAUACAGACUUCCUCUACAGCAUGAAGGAGGACAAGGACCGGGCCCGCAUCCUUCCGCCGCUGAGCCACAUAGAGGAGAAGAGGCCUGGCACGAAGGGCGGUCGCCAUGCCGCUGCCACUGGCGAAGUCGCCCCUUCGAGCGGAAGUGGCAGCGGUCGCAUGAUCCUCGGCGUCUCUUCUGCUCCUUCUAAGGCUGCACAAAGAGCAGCGGCGCAGAAUGUCAUGCUCGUGCAUGGUUGUCCCGUUUGGGUCUACUCCGACCUGAUGGCCAGAUUCAACCUUCUGAAUAUCAGCGACAAAGGAUCUAGAGGCGGCGGAAUGGUCCCACGAUUGGAUGCCGCCGAAUUGUGCUCAAAGCUGACCAGUCUACCGGCCAAUGUCAUCAACACCAUCGAUGACAUCUUAGAGGAUGCCCGUCUUACAAUGCCUCACAUACCCUUGCUCUGCAACCUCAUUGUGCAGCAAGAAGAACGGUACGACUCUGCACGAUCUCUUCUCAUUGCCAUCCUCGUCUACGUAGCAAGCAACGAAGGAGACUUGACGUCCACUCUCAACCCUCUUCUCCCACUUUCUGUUCACGCCGACCUCAAGUCUUUCCUUUCAAAUCAGGCCCUGGAUAGUAUCAUGUUCUCGCCCAUGAAGUCACGAGAAAUCGUCAUCGCAGCUGAGAUCCUUGCGGUCUACGAUCCACUGCUAGGUCAUCCAGCGGCAGGAAAACUCGAGACAUCUCGCUUCCUGCUUCCUACAUCCUUCUACCUUGAUCUAGCCAUCGGCUUUGCCUAUCGGAUCGGCGUGGGCGACUCGGUUCACGAGCUUCAACAGUGGUACCUGGACGAUGUGAGCAAAGCGGCCAAGAGUGGCGGAUCAGAAGCGGGUGCCGAAAAGCCUCUGCCGGAUCACAUCGCUUCGGCGCUACACGAUGCGACCAUCUGGGCGUCCCUCGAAUUACACAUCUCUGAGCUCAACCGGAAUUUGCAGGGUGCCACCAACUGUUUUGCGAAAGAUUGGAAGCCGCUAUGGCCUCAUCAGGCUUCACCCACAUCCAGUCGGAGAAGCACGGUAUCGCCCAAAGCCCUACCUUCUUUUGCGACAAUACUGCAGCAUUGCAGCAAGAGGAUUCCCGGGCGCAAGAUUGGAGUUCCGGUCAGCAAGAGCACAAAGAAGGGCUUUAGCAUUGCGUCUCGACUCGGUAUGGUCAACCUCGCAUUUAGACAGGACGGUCUGGGACUGAUUCAGGAUAUACUGGCAACGCUGUACCACGGCAUACCUGAUGUUGAAAAGAUUGACAGAUGUUAUAUGCAGCUGGAGGACGAUCUGACUGGCAAGCUCAGAGCCUUUGCAGACAAGAGUCUUGCCCAAGUCCUGGCAACGAGCAAAGUCGACCCGCCCUCAUCAGACUUGUUGGCCUUGUCUAAGGACAUCUUUGAGCGCGAGAGCGCCUGGAUGCGUCACUUCUAUGGUGGCUAUUGCUUUGCGAUCCUUCUCUGGCUGCCCAACUUGCAGAAAUCUGGAAAGGCCGGGAGCUCCGCAAAAGCUGGCGGUGGAAAAGGAGACAAGGACGAAGGAGGCAAAGACCUUCACGAGCAUGGGAUUCACGACGUCGACAUGGCUGCUUCGGUCAUCAAUACUAUCAAGGGUCAGAAGUCUGAUCCGGACCACAUGAUGAAGUCGGCGGCAGAGUCUCUUUCUGGCAAGUCAUCAAGAGACAAGGAACUCUUGUCUGCGCUUGCCAAUGGAAGCAGUGCUAUCGCUGGCGCGGCUCCUACCGGCGACGCUGCAGCGGGAGGCGCCUCGCCAGACAUGUCCUCCUUCCACUUCCUCGUCAAGCACAACGAGUCCCACGAGCUGGUCCUCCAGCGCUGGCUGACCCUCUCCCUUGAAACCCUAGCUCGAUUGCGCUGCUCCAACAUCCACCGCAUACCGACGAACUCGCGUAUGGUGUAUGUCUCCAAGGAGAUCAUCGAGAACCACGCCACUCGAAAGCGAGGAUGGGGCAAGGUCGGUGACAAUGCUGUCAUCCACACUGGACUCAUGAACCGAGCCUGUGAGCACUUCAAGCAAAAAGGCAAUGCCCUGGACAACAGCCUUGCCAAGUUGACCAAGAUCUUGGAGAAGAUUCUGGACGGCUGGAGGAAGAUCAAGCCUCCCGAGCAGAAUGCUCCGCCAGCUACACAGAAGAAGCGAGACAGUCAAUCUGCACGAGGUACUGCCCCUUCGGCAGCGAGCUUCCGUAAAGGCAGUACUAGCGGUCCAGCUAUAUCUGCCGUGCGAACCCAGCAGCAGCAGCAGCCGCCUCAGUCUAGUACAGGAGCGUCAUCGACACUAUCGUCGAUGGGAAGUGGAGGUACCGUCCAAUCCGAGCCACCGCUCUUUAGCUCCCAUAUGAGCCAACACCCACAGCAGCGCUACCAGGCCACCUACUCACAGGCCCCUGGGCAGACUGGUGGCUACAAUGGGCUGGGCUCUUCGUCCAGUGCCAAUUACGGGCCACCACAAAACUUGCCUCCGCACCAGUACGGCAGUCCAGGUACAGGCAGCGGGCCCUACCAGGGAAGCUAUGGGGGCGGUGCAGGACCAGGUGCAAACGCCUACGGUGCUGCCGGGUCCAACGUGCCGGCCUACAGCAACUUCCCCGUGGGCAGUGACUCGUACAAUUCAGGCGCUGGCGGGGGCGGUGCAGGCUCAUACUACUCACAGCCUCACCAUGGCCAUCCUCCACACCAGAGCCAGAACAGGGCAUCCUUCUCCUCUGCAAUGGGAGGUCCCAUGAGCUCCUCUGCCUCAUCGCCCACCACGUCUCAGUACGCCGGCGGACCUUAUGCCCAGCAGCAGCCUCAGGCACUGCCUUCUCCAUCCGUGUAUGGCUCGCAUGGCGCUGGUAGUGCGCUCCUCCCCUCGUCUUCCUCGACGGGCAGCAACGGAUACGCAGGCAUGAGUACCUAUGGGCAACAGGGUCUUCCGGGCACCAAUGCCUCCCUCCUCGCCGCUACUUCUCCCAAUGGUAGUAGCACGACCAAUGGCAAUGGCAAUGGUAAUGCCUUUGACCCUUCCAAUAGCAGUACUGCCAAUCUCAAUCUUCUGGAUCUGGACAUCUUCACCGAUGCACCACUGGAUCUGAAUGUGGAGAAUCUCUUCUUUGAUAAUUGGCCACAGAUGGACAUGGACGUUGACAUGAGCUCCCUCUUCCAGAAGCAGUGAGCGAGCGGAGAUGCGGCGUGUACCGCGGCCAAAUUAGGGACCACGAUCAUCUAUCAGCCUACAGUGCAGUUUUUUUGAUUUGGCAAGUGGGCAAAGAAAAGGAAUCGUUGUCGCUUCUCGUUUCAAAAUUCUGUUUUAAAUACAUUUCACGACUGGCGAAAACCCACUUGAACAU